Molecule: messenger RNA, 1263 nt
Organism: Trypanosoma rangeli
Lineage: Eukaryota; Euglenozoa; Kinetoplastea; Trypanosomatida; Trypanosomatidae
Product: 23S rRNA (guanosine2251-2-O)-methyltransferase
Exons: 1
Coding region: 1-1263 (420 amino acids)
Biological process (GO): rRNA methylation
Molecular function (GO): RNA methyltransferase activity; RNA binding
Source: RefSeq, a predicted model, not a curated record
AUGCUGCGAGGCAGCCGUCGAUUGCAUGCCCUGAACAAGUCGACAGGGCACCGAUGGAGUCCUAUUCCAAAUCCACCACCUCCGCACGUGGAUCGUCUCUGUGGGACGCAUAGUGUACUUAACGCUCUCCGGGCCUUCUACAACGCCGCCGGCCGCCGACACCCGCACCGGAAGAAGCUGCACUGCCUGUUCGUGCGGGACUUUCGCCUGGCCUUGGGUAACGCUGACGCUGACGCUGACGCCGACGCCGACGCCGACGCCGACUCAAUUCCCAACUGCAGUGCGGAGGAUGAUGGGAAGGAUGGGGCAGAUUGCACAAGCCUCCAGAGGAGGAAGCAAAGUACGAAGACGGAGACGGCAAGGCGAGAGAGCCACGGUGGCGUGUGGGUGCCCCCGCAGUACCCGAACCUGCAGCGCAUCGCGCGCCUUGCGCAUGUUUUGUGUCUCGAGGUGAGAGUGGUGGAGCGCAGGGAAUUGGUGCAGCUGUGCGGGGAGCGGCGGAAUCAGAACGUUGUGCUUGAGCUGGCAAGCUACACACCGUGGGCUGUCGCGGCGUGUCCGUGGCCUAGCGGCGGUCGUAAUGCAGCCAGUCUCAGCAGCAAUGGUCCUGACGGGAAAGAGACAUCUGGGCCUCCGACCGGGGACGACAACGUGCUUUUCCUCGAUCACGUGAUUGACCCUAGCAACGUCGGCGCCAUCAUGCGUUUGGCAUUUUUCCUGGGCGUACGGUGCGUCGUAUUGAGUUGCGACAGCGCGCGGUGCACCGCGGCAGUGGCGCGGGCGAGCGCGGGGUUUAUGGAGCAUAUGACUAUCUACCGCAGCGUGGUGCCCACCACGAACUUCCUCGAGAACACCAUCGCCCAGCACAAGGCUCGCGGCGACCCACGCAGGCUUGAGAUAUAUGCCGCCAUCACAAUGCCACAGCACACAGCCCUGCAGGAUCGACGUUACCCAACAGAGGUAACAGAAAGAGGAGGAGGCCCAAUGCAACGUCGGCUGCUGCUACUGCUGGGCAAUGAAGAUAAGGGCUUGCCUCGUGAGGUGUUACGUCUGUGUUCUCAUGCGGUGCAUAUCCCCUCCCUUCGGCAGCAGCAGUGCGAGCGGGGGGAAGGCGCUGCGCGGAAGGAAGAGGCUGUGCUGCGAGAGGAUGCUGCUUUGUUGCGGCCGCAGGAGGUGUCAUUGAAUGUGAGUACGGCAAGCGCCAUCAUUCUCGCUGCUCUGCUGGCCGGGGAUCGCUCUGUCGCGAUUCACCGGCUUGGGUGA